UUGUUGGCAAACACUUGAAAAUUAACAUUGGCAGAUACUAUUUCUAAGAGAUGAGUGAUAUAACAUUUAUAAAUAUAGUAACAUACUUGCCUUAAUUUGACAAAUUCUAGUCUUCUCUUUUUCAAACCUAACUUGCUAAACCACAUGCAAUUAAGUUAGUUAUAAUAAUAAUAGUAUUCUUACAACUAUGAGAAUCCUAUUUUCUAUAUUAAAUAUACAUAUAUGUGUGUAUCAAAGAGUUAAGUUGUUUAUAAUUUGCUCUGUCCAUUAAUUCUCUCUGUAUAACCAAGAACACUUUUACAAAUAUGAUGCCAUUAAAGAAUGAUGGGUUGUUAUUAGAGAUAAUUAAGAAUUGCUUAGUAAUUUUUGUGCAUUUAAAUUUGAUUUUUUAUCAUGGUGAGAGCUCAUAUUCAAGCGCAGGCAAUACAUACCAUGAACAAAUAAGACGUUUGUCAUUGAUCAAAGCUUCCCAUCUGAACCACAAUGGAGUCCCUCGUCAGUUUCCGAGCUUCUCAAUUACACCUUCGGUUCUUAUGGCAUCACGUGUGUAUCACGUGGUGGAUUACGGAGCAGACCCAACAGGGACAUCGGACAGCACAGAAGCUCUUGAGCGAGCUAUUCAUGAUGCUUUCGAGUCUCCAUUGGAUGAUGAUGAGCAUUUGAUGAAGGGAGUUGGUGAUCUUGGUGGCUCACAGGUUCAUCUUGAUGGUGGCACUUACAAGAUCACCCGUCCAUUGCUUCUACCUACUUCUGGUGGUGGUAAUCUUAUGAUUCAUGGUGGAUCUAUUUGUGCCUCAAAUGGUUUCCCAACAGACCGACAUUUAAUCGAGCUAUGGCCAUCUUCAACUUCUUCACCGUUUGAGGACAUCACAAUCAAAGACAUGAUGCUCAAUGCCAACUUCAGAGGUGGUGGAAUCUCAUUGGUUAAUUCAAUUAGAAUUACCAUAGAAAAUUGCUACAUUUCACAUUUCACCACCAAUGGUAUCCUCAUACAAGGAGGCCACGAAACUUACAUAAGAAAUUCCUUCAUUGGCCAACACAUCAACGUCGGAGGCGACCACCGUGAAAAAGAUUUUUCGGGCAUCGGAAUCAACAUUAUAGGAAAUGAUAAUUCAGUCACAGACGUUGUGAUUUUUUCAGCCUCAAUUGGGAUCAUGGUUGAAGGCCAAGCCAAUGUAUUCACAGGGGUACAUUGUUAUAAUAAGGCUACUAUGUUAGGUGGCACGGGUAUUUAUGUUCGGGUUCCCGGGUUUACCCAAACCCGAAUUAUAAAUUGUUACUUUGACUUUACUGGGAUCGUAGCAGAAGACCCGGUUCAACUUCACAUCAGCAAUUCAUUUUUUCUUGGUAACGCUUUCAUUUUAAUUAAGUCCUUAAACGGCGUCGUAUCUGGAGUUACCAUUGUGAAUAAUAUGUUCUCGGGGGACUAUACUGGGGUCCACAUAGUCCAAUUGGAUGAAUCUAAGAAGGAGUUUCAUGAUGUUGAUCAAGUUGUGGUGGACCGAAAUGAUGUUCGUGGAAUGACCCUUAAAUCGACGGUUGCUAGGAGGACAACGUGGAGUAAUGGAACCACGUGGACCGUUGAUUUCUCUAAAGUCUUGCUCUUUCCUAACCUUAUUAAAAAUGUUCAAUACACGUUACAUGCAGGGGCGUUGUUUCCUAAUCAUGUGUUGAGGAAUGUAUCAAGGAAUCAAAUCACGGUCGAAUCAGACAUUCCAGUGUCUGCCACGUUGCACGCAUAUGUGGAUCAAUAUUGAGUAUAUUAUUUACAUAAAUAUAGAAUCUUUUUUUUGUAAAAACGUACAUAGAAAGUUAUUGUGAUGAGUUUAUUAAU
Messenger RNA from Cannabis sativa, 1834 nucleotides. RefSeq names its product polygalacturonase QRT3. The record is from RefSeq and is a predicted model, not a curated record. The coding region runs from base 306 to 1757 and encodes 483 amino acids. Gene Ontology annotation, molecular function: polygalacturonase activity. Lineage: Eukaryota; Viridiplantae; Streptophyta; Magnoliopsida; Rosales; Cannabaceae. The transcript is spliced from 3 exons.